Messenger RNA from Dermacentor silvarum, 315 nucleotides. Its product is annotated as UPF0434 protein GDI0182/Gdia_2252. The record is from RefSeq and is a predicted model, not a curated record. Bases 1 to 315 code for a protein of 104 amino acids. The transcript has a single exon. NCBI's taxonomy places the organism in Eukaryota, Metazoa, Arthropoda, Arachnida, Ixodida, Ixodidae.
AUGCUGAAGAGAACAGUGACAGCUUCUCUAUACAAGCGGUGCCUGUCUUCGAUCCGCAACAACGGUACGCAACGCCUCGGUUUCUGCACUUACGGUCCCGACGCCUCCCAGCCGCUCGAUGCUAUGCACGACGUACCGGUCACUUUUGACGAAGAGAACCUCAAGUUCAUCGUGUGUCCGGUGACCAAAAAGCCUCUCCGAUACGACAGUGCCAAGAACGUGCUUAUAUCCGAUGAACUGGGCAAGGCUUUUCCCAUACAAAACGGUAUUCCGAACUUGCUUCCCGACAGCGCGAAACCACUCGACGAGCUGUAG